AUGCAAGCUCUCGGUCUUGAUGUUGCUAUGCCACCAUUUCUUGAUGGAAAACGACAAUUUUCAUCUGAUGAAGCAAAUCAAUCAAGAUGCAUUACAAAAGUACGAUGGACAGUCGAGGCCGCAAAUCGUCGCAUCAAACAAUUCAAAUAUUUUGCUAAUACUGUUCAAAACUCAUCACUACCUUACUUAGAAAGUGACCUUUCGAUUGUUUGCUACCUCAUCAAUCGCUAUCAAACACCAAUCGCAACAUCCAAACCAGAAGACAAAGGAAUUAGUGAAAAGAUUAUGAGAUUACUAAACCAGAAAAAUAAAAUUCAAUUGCUUCUGGAAGAAAAUAAUCUAUUUCGACGCUCUUCUCAAUGGGAAACAAUUAAUCAUGAUCAGAUUAUGGAUUCUUUUCCAAUUAUGUCAGAAGAAGAUCUGGGAGAUCUAACUUUCGGCGUUUUUCAAUUAAAGCGCUCUCGUUCAUAUGCCGAAGAGAAGUGUUCCACUACAAAUCUAACUGGCAUAAUGGAAUACAGCAUUCAACGCUGUUUAAUGAUUCCCAAUUUGAUACGUAUUGCUACAAAAUCUGCGCACGCCGAUCGAACAAUCUAUCAUCCAACAAUACAAUUUACACAUGAUCAUAUUUUAGGUUGGUGGUGCGAUUGUAAUCUUGGUGGUCGAUUUUUAAGCUGCUGUAGUCAUAUAUCAUCAGCAAUAUGGUUUCUUUCUUGCGAAUGGUGGCAGACGCGAAAGCGUCAUAUGCCUUCCGGGAGCUACAUGAGCUUGGCUACAGAUGCCGUUCAAAUUUCAGAUUUUUAUGACUCUUCUGAUGAUGACGACGAUGAUACAUCACGUUACUCGUUAUCAUGA
Rotaria sordida is the source of this 855-nucleotide messenger RNA. The record is from the annotation of a GenBank genome assembly. NCBI's taxonomy places the organism in Eukaryota, Metazoa, Rotifera, Eurotatoria, Philodinida, Philodinidae.